This is a messenger RNA of Dimorphilus gyrociliatus, 1197 nucleotides long. The record is from the annotation of a GenBank genome assembly. NCBI's taxonomy places the organism in Eukaryota, Metazoa, Annelida, Polychaeta, Dinophilidae.
AUCUAUUGGGAAGAAUAUGAUUUUCUGCUGGAGAUAGUAAAAGUUUGUUGGAAAAGGUUAAUUUAGUAUAUGUUCACCUUUUCUUUGGAGGUCGAAUAAGCAUUUGCCAGGAGCGGCUAUAUUACGUGUAAGAAAAAUAUAAGGAUUACUAGGGAAUGACAAAUCUCAAUUAGAAAAGAAAACAAACAAGACGAGAUGUUUUCACUCGGUCUACUCUCUCGAAUGGAUAACGCUGACUCAAUCGAGAUGGAGGAGGAAAUAGAGAAACUCUUUGAAAAUGCAUCAAAACUAAAUGGAAAACCAACAGAAGUAACUCCUUAUCUUUACAUCGGUAAUUAUAAUAACGCUUACGAUACUGCUCUGCUUAAGAAAUUGGGAAUAACACACGUCCUAAAUUGCGCACAACUUCUUCCUGCAAACCCGUAUAAAGGACACGAAGAGUUGACUGGAGUAAGAUUUUACUGCCAGUUCGAGGCUAGAGAUGACAAUUCGUACAACCCUUUACAACAUUCGAAUUUGGUCGCAAAAUUUAUUGAACACGCCCGCGCUGGAAAAGGUAAAGUUUUACUGCAUUGCAUCAGAGGCGUGAAUCGUAGUGUUUGUUUAGCUUUGGCAUACUUAAUGGAGCAUCAAGGUUGGAAUUUAUUGGAAGGAGUUAAAUUUUUAGCUGAAAAACGAGGAAAAUGUCUUGAAAAUAAUAACUUUCGUCAAUGUUUAAUCGAGCUUAAUUCAAAAAUAAGAACAGCGUCACUAUAAAUUCUUCUUUGGAACAGAUUUAUAAACUUACAUAUUAUUAUAUAUCAAUCUUAUGGAUUUACAGUACAACAAUUAGUAUUGGAUUAUUAUACAAUAUAUUUCAAAGGCCUUAAUUUAUUAAACUGUGUAAGGACCAUACGAUCAAGCGAUUAUCCUAACUACGCAUUAAACUAGGCUGCAUACAAAGCAUUUUUUUUGCAGUGGGCAGAAAAAGAAUGCGGUUGAAAGAAGUAUGAUUCCCUCAGUCAAAAUCUAAGAAUAUCCUUAUUUUUGCCCUCCUAAAAAAUUAAAAUAAUGUUCCCUAUACUUCUCUUUCUUUCCGCCAAAUUUAUAUUGGUAUGUUUUGCAACUGUACCAAUCAUAAAUAUUGAUAAAAGUAUGAAUUACUAUCUCGUAUACCGUAUAUUAAUGAUAAAGAAUAAAAUUUUCAUUUUUGCACAA